UAGAAAAUAAAGACAGAUAAAAAGAGCAAACAAAUCCUCUCCCGCUCUCCUUACGGCCAAGUCAACUUUAGCCUUGAGGCGAUCAAGAUCAGAUGUGAGAUGACAACCAUGCACAGCAAUAUUAGACUAUUGAACUCACUACAUAUACACACUACAACUUAAGAAACUAACCAACCAACCAUCCGUACUCCCCUCCCCAUUUUCUAAGCAUGGGAACCUUAGAACUCCAGCCACCAUAUUCGACUGCAACCGCUGACUCGACGGAUAUCGGCAAGUAUGAAGACGAGGAUGAUGUUUCGCCGGUAGAGGAGGUUCGACUAACUGUUCUGAACACUGAUGAUCCUAGUCUACCAGUGUGGACAUUUCGGAUGUGGUUCUUGGGGCUACUGUCUUGUUGCCUUCUUUCGUUUCUCAACCAGUUCUUUGCUUACCGGACAGAGCCACUUGUUAUAACGCAAAUUACUGUCCAAGUAGCUACACUUCCAAUUGGUCAUUUUCUGGCUGCGGUUUUACCAGAGACAAAGUUUCGGAUACCAGGGUGUGGGUCGAGAUCGUUCUCGCUCAACCCUGGUCCGUUUAAUAUCAAGGAACAUGUCCUCAUUUCAGUAUUUGCUAAUGCUGGAGCUGCCUUUGGAAGUGGCUCAGCCUAUGCUGUUGGCAUUAUUACCAUCAUCAAAGCAUUUUACUUCCGCAGCAUAUCCUUCGUAGCUGGAUGGUUGCUUAUUAUCACUACCCAGGUUCUAGGAUAUGGAUGGGCAGGGCUACUUAGGAGUUAUGUGGUAGAGCCGGCACAAAUGUGGUGGCCGAGCACUCUGGUUCAGGUCUCACUUUUCCGGGCUUUGCAUGAAAAGGAUGAAGAACGCAUGUCAAGGGCAAAAUUCUUCCUUAUUGCAUUAAUUUGCAGCUUUUCCUGGUACUUGAUCCCAGGAUAUCUUUUCUCAACUCUCUCAACCAUCUCCUGGGUGUGCUGGGCAUUCUCUGGAUCAGUCACAGGUCAGCAAAUCGGAUCAGGGAUGAGAGGCCUUGGACUUGGUUCUGUAACAGUAGAUUGGUCUGUGGUGGCCUCCUUCUUGUUCAGCCCCCUCAUAAGCCCUUUUUUUGCCAUUGUCAAUGUCUUCCUGGGGUACUUUAUGAUAAUUUACAUUGUCAUGCCAAUUGCAUACUGGGGGUUGAAUGUAUACAGUGCUAAGAACUUCCCAAUCUUCUCCUCACACUUGUUUACACAUGAUGGCCAGAAGUAUAACAUAUCAAAUAUUGUCAAUGACAAAUUCCAGUUAGACUUUGAGAACUAUAAUGAGCAAGGACGGAUACAUUUAAGCACAUUUUUUGCACUCACUUAUGGUUUUGGUUUUGCUACUAUCGCAGCUACUCUGACACAUGUUGGCUUCUUCCACGGGAGGGAGAUCUAUGAACGAUUUCGGGCUUCAUACAAGGGCAAGGAUGAUAUCCAUACAAAAAUGAUGAGGAGAUACAAGGACAUACCUUCCUGGUGGUUCUAUUUGUUGCUUGUAGUAACAGUGGCAGUCUCGCUUGUAUUAUGCAUCUUCUUGAACGAUCAAGUGCAGAUGCCAUGGUGGGGCCUCCUUUUUGCUUGUGUCAUUGCCUUCAUCUUCACCCUUCCGAUCAGCAUUAUAACUGCAACUACCAAUCAGACACCAGGAUUGAAUAUAAUCACGGAGUAUAUUAUGGGAAUUAUAUUACCAGGGAGACCAAUAGCCAAUGUGUGCUUCAAAACCUACGGCUACAUGAGCAUGGCACAGGCUGUCUCCUUUUUAAGUGAUUUUAAAUUGGGGCAUUACAUGAAGAUCCCUCCAAGAUCAAUGUUCUUAGUUCAGUUCAUAGGAACUAUCAUUGCCGGAACUAUUAAUCUCUCAGUAGCAUGGUGGCUGCUAGAGAGUAUAGAGAACAUAUGUCAAGAUGAUCUACUUCCAGCUGAUAGUCCUUGGACCUGCCCUGGUGAUCGGGUCUUUUUUGAUGCAUCAGUUAUAUGGGGCUUGGUGGGUCCUAAAAGGAUUUUCGGAUCUCAAGGAAACUAUAGUUCCAUGAACUGGUUCUUCCUUGGAGGUGCACUUGGGCCAAUUGUGGUCUGGCUAUUCCACAAGGCAUUUCCAAAACAAUCAUGGAUUCCUCUGAUUAAUUUACCAGUACUUCUGGGGGCAACAGGGGCAAUGCCACCAGCAACACCCUUAAAUUAUAAUGCAUGGAUCCUUGUUGGUACCAUUUUCAACUUUUUUGUCUUCCGUUACCGGAAGCAAUGGUGGCAAAGAUAUAAUUAUAUCCUCUCAGCUGCACUAGAUGCUGGGGUGGCUUUCAUGGCAGUCCUCUUAUAUUUUUCUUUGAGCAUGGAGGAUAUUGGACUGAGUUGGUGGGGUACAAACGGUGAACACUGCGAAUUGGCAACUUGCCCAACAGCCAAAGGCAUAAAUGUUGCUGGGUGCCCAGCAAACUAAAUAGACUAGGGUUGGUAAAUGUCAUGCACAUUAUUCAGUUAAAGAAUUCAACAAGAUGUACUUGCUGCAUUGCACGCCUUGUAAUUGGAGAUGGUAUACAUUAAAGAAACUAUUUACAACUUAUUCAAAAUUCCUUCUUCUGAUUCAAGAA
Messenger RNA from Daucus carota subsp. sativus, 2601 nucleotides. Its product is annotated as oligopeptide transporter 4. NCBI's taxonomy places the organism in Eukaryota, Viridiplantae, Streptophyta, Magnoliopsida, Apiales, Apiaceae. The transcript has 6 exons. Gene Ontology annotation, cellular component: plasma membrane. Gene Ontology annotation, molecular function: oligopeptide transmembrane transporter activity. Gene Ontology annotation, biological process: transmembrane transport. The record is from RefSeq and is a predicted model, not a curated record. Bases 210 to 2450 code for a protein of 746 amino acids.